This is a messenger RNA of Nannospalax galili (Upper Galilee mountains blind mole rat), 1609 nucleotides long. It is a transcript of the gene Them6, whose product is annotated as thioesterase superfamily member 6. The record is from RefSeq and is a predicted model, not a curated record. NCBI's taxonomy places the organism in Eukaryota, Metazoa, Chordata, Mammalia, Rodentia, Spalacidae. The transcript is spliced from 2 exons. Bases 204 to 830 code for a protein of 208 amino acids.
CCGGCAGGGGACCGGGACCGACCACCGAGGGCGCGGGGGUGUCCGGGAGCCGUGCGCGGGGCUCCGGCCUGCGGUGCGCGCGGCUUCCGGCGCGCCUCCCCCUCGGGCGGCACGGCGAGGUGGUGCGCUCCCGUGCCCGGCGCUCCCCGGCUCCGGGCCGGACCGCCGGCUCCUUGCACCCCGCGUCCGCCGCCGCCGCCGCGAUGCUGGCGCUGCUGCUGGCGUCGCUGAGCCUGGCGCUCGCCUUCUUCGCGCUGCUGGACGGCUGGUACCUGGUGCGCGUGCCGUGCGCCGUGCUGCGCGCGCGCCUGCUGCAGCCGCGUGUCCGCGACCUGCUGGCGGAGCAGCGCUACGCGGGCCGGGUGCUGCCCUCCGACCUGGACCUGCUGCUGCACAUGAACAACGCGCGCUACCUGCGCGAGGCCGACGUAGCGCGCGCCGCGCACCUGACCCGCUGCGGGGUACUCGGGGCGCUGCGCGAGCUGGGGGCGCACGCCGUGCUGGCCGCCUCGUGCGCGCGCUACCGCAGGGAGCUGCGCCUGUUCGAGGCCUUCGAGGUGCGCACCCGCCUGCUGGGCUGGGACGACCGCGCCUUUUACGUGGAGGCGCGCUUUGUCAGCCUGAGGGACGGUUUCGUGUGCGCCUUGCUACGCUCCCGGCAGCACGUGCUGGGCACCUCGCCGGACCGCGUCGUGCAGCACUUGUGCAAGCGCAGGGUGGAGCCCCCUGAGCUGCCAGAAGACAUAAAGCAUUGGAUCACCUACAAUGAGACCAGCAGCCAGCUGCUUCGGGCUGAGAGUGGGCUCAGUGAUGCCAGAAAGGACCAGUGACUGCCUGUACCCUCCCUGCCCUGCCUGUCAGCCAGUCCGUUGCACAGAAUGGGUCACCCGGGCUGGGCUCCUAGCCAGAGUGGCCUUGGGACCCCCCUUCACCUGCUUGGCCCCCUCCCCCUGUGCUCACCCCAUGCUGGGUGACAUUGUUGUCCUGGCCCAGCUCUGCCUCCUGGUCCCUGUAGCUAGAGUGCUCCAGUGUGCCCAGAUGAGCAGGAGCCUGGAGCAGAGGAGCCAGCAAGGGGAGCCUGAGCAUGGAGCCUAAACUCAAAGCUGCUUGUGACCAGGCUUGUGGCUGGGGCCCUCACAGGCUGGCUCCAGGGCUUAUACCUUACUCAGGAACAGUGGACCCUCUGGAGAGUCACCUUACAGCAGGGAAGACAGGCCAGGACCAGCCCGAGGGCCCCUGAAAACCAAAGGCCAAGUGGAAACAGCCCUCAGCCCAAGCUCUGGUGAUACCUUCUGCUCUAUGAGGAUGUGCCCUAUCCAGCCAGGUCACUGAGGCCAGGAGCCCUAGGUGUGGGGGUCCAUGACUGUGGCCAGCACCUGUCCUGUCAGCUCAGGGAGAGGACAGCAUCUGGAAGCCAGGAACCGCCUCCGUGCUACCUCUCUGGGAGCUACACCUGGAGCCAGAGCCAAAGGCUUCAGUGAUGCCCUUGACCCUCGCCUGCUCUGCCCUCCACCCCCCACGCUCUUCUGCUUGCCUUAGUGCUGUCACGGGGAAGCUGCAAUCUGCUUUAUUUAAAGAAAGGACAAGAUUAAAGAGUUUUAAAGGCGUG